GAAGGAGGUGCGAUGAAGAAGCUUGUGUUCUUGAUAGCACUGUUGAGGGGCUGCUUGGGGUCUCCUGAAGAUCUACAAGGGAAAGCCUUCAGCUUUCCAGAGGAUUCUGGCACUGCCCAUGUAAAGCUCACAACUGAUAAAGAGGAGCCACUCGAAGCUGUGACCGUCUGCCUACGAUACAUCUCUGACCUGACCCGUGCACAGUCCCUCUUUUCUCUUGCCACACCAUCUCAAGACAACGCCUUUCUCUUCUUUAUACCAAAGCCAGGACUUUACUCACCAGAAGUUGGUCAGAAAGAGAUUGGUUUUAUGGAGGUGUUGGAUAAGAAGGGCCUACCAGGCUGGGUUCAUGCGUGUGUGACCUGGGAGUCGAGUAGCGGUAUGAUCCAGCUAUGGAUCAAUGGGAAAGGGAGUGUAAGGAAAGGGGUAAACAGAGAUAGAUUGCUUCAGGGAAAGCCCAGUGUUAUACUUGGUCAAGAGCAGGAUAGUUAUGGAGGUAAAUUUGACAAGGCACAGUCGUUUGUUGGUCAGAUAUCAGAUGUGCACAUGUGGGACCGUGCACUGUCUCCUUGUGAAAUACAGGCUGCUAAUGAAGGCUCUUCCUUUCAGCCAGGUAAUGUUUUAAACUGGGCAGCAUUACAGUACACCAUGCAUGGGUAUGUGCUGCUGGAAAGCAUAGUGCCAACCUGCAACAGCUGUAAUACCGAUAGCAACAACAGAGAGACAGCAUGUUGAAAUACAGGCUGUUAUUAAAGGCUCUGUCUUUUUGAGCCAAGUCAUUUUUCAAACCACGUCACUUGAAAGAUUUUCAGACAGACCAGUGGUUGAAACUGACAUUUUUGCUAGAAUGUAUUAAGCAUGGUACAUAAUAGAAUUACAAUUAAUAUAAAAAAAAACAAUGGAAAAUUCUAGGCACAUAUAAGAAAUAAAAUAUUCAGAAAAUGUAGCUGACAUUUCACUAACAGCAAUCUGAUAUCGACUGCAUGUGCUUUUCUCAUAAUUUGCUGUCUGAAGUAGACUUUAAGAUCCAUUGAACCAUUUCUAUUGUCUAUGAAAAGAUUUUGGCUGUUGGCUUAUUUAGUCAGUAAGUGCUCUUAUAAUCUUCAGUGGCAAUGCAAUGGUUCUGUACAAAGGGGCAAUGGCAGCUCAAUGGAAGAUAUCUGUAGGUAUGAGACAAUGGUACGAGCCAUUGAUACCACAGUGGUAACAUUUUACUAUGUUGACAGACCAAUGAUAUUUCAGAUCACAUUGAUAAUCCCUCUGCACCAGUACGCCACAGUAUCAAGACCCCUCUACUAUACUUUCUUUAAAUCCCUCCCAGAUAGUUUAA
This is a messenger RNA of Polyodon spathula (Mississippi paddlefish), 1330 nucleotides long. RefSeq names its product serum amyloid P-component-like. The record is from RefSeq and is a predicted model, not a curated record. The transcript is spliced from 2 exons. Bases 13 to 735 code for a protein of 240 amino acids. NCBI's taxonomy places the organism in Eukaryota, Metazoa, Chordata, Actinopteri, Acipenseriformes, Polyodontidae.